AUGUCACAUCGAUCAGAGGCGCUGCAGCAGCAGCAGCGGCGGCAGAAGCAGCGGCGGAGACGGGCGCGGCCCAGCCACAGUUCACUCUGGGGUGCGCUAGCCACGGGCUCCUCUAGUGCUGUCCCCCUCCCCGGGUCCAGCGACUGGGCCCAGCCCAAACUGCUGAGGAAGAUGCCUUCCAGGACGGCCUCUUUGCUGCUGCUGGGCUCCUUGGUGCUGCUGUUCUGCGGUCCGGCCGUUGCCAUCCAGUUGCCCAAAGACUUGUGGAAACCACCCGAAUUCACAGAGCAGCCGGAAGAGGAGCAUAUUGUGUUCUCUAACGAUUACGUAUUGCUGAAAUGUGAGGCCACGGGGAACCCCCCUGUGACGUUCCGCUGGACCAAGGAUGGGAAAGAGUUUGAUCCGCAGAAGGAGGUAUGGGUGACCCAUCAGAACGAAUCCGGGACCCUGGAGAUCAUGACCAGCAACGGCGUUCUGGCGAGCAGGUUCCAGGGGAUCUAUCGGUGCUACGCCAGCAACUCCUUGGGCACUGCCAUGAGCACGGAGAGUCGCGUCGUGGUCGAGACGGCUCCCCAGUGGCCGAAGGAGAGCAUGGCCCCUUUCGAAGUGGAGGAAGGGGCUUCGGCCAUUUUACCAUGCAACCCGCCCCUCAGUGCCUUCACCCCCAAAAUCUACUGGCUAAACAGCAAGAUUAUCCACAUCAGACAGAACGACCGAGUCAACAUGGGUCAGGACGGGAACCUUUAUUUUGCCAACGUGCAGUUGUCCGACAACCGCCCAGACUACAUCUGCAAUGCCCACUUCCUCGGCCCCCGAGUAAUCAUGCAGCAGGAACCUAUAGAACUGAAAGUCAAACCUACCAACUCUAUCCUGAUGAGGAAGCCACGUCUCAUGCUGCCGGAGAAAAUGUCCAGCUCCUAUGUGGCUCUGCAGGGAAAGUCCUUUACGCUGGAGUGUAUCCCAGAGGGGCUCCCCACACCGACAGUGGAAUGGAUCUACAAGGACGGGCUGAUGCCCCUACACCGGGCGGUCCUCGAGAACUUCAACAGGACCCUGCGCAUUGAGAACGUGACCGAGGACGACGACGGCGAAUAUCAGUGCAUCGCCCGCAACACCCACGGCUACACGCAGCACACGUUCCACGUGGCUGUUGAAGCUGCUCCAUCAUGGUCCAAGCAGCCAGAGAGCCAUAUCUAUGGGCCGGGGGAGAACGUGCGCAUGCCUUGCGAGGCCGACGGGAAACCCAAGCCGGAGAUGGAGUGGAGAAUAAACGGGAUUCCUCUCAAAAAUCUGCCGCCGGACCCGAGGAGGAUGCUGCAACGGGGAGCCCUGAUCUUCAGCCAGGUGGAGCCCAACGAUACGGCGGUGAUCCAGUGCCAUGCCCACAACAAACAUGGCAGCCUCUUAGCCAACGCUUACAUCUACGUAGUCCGCCUCCCAGCACAGAUCCUGACCCCCGACAACAUGAGCUACAGCGUGGUGGAGAACCAAACGGCCUUUUUGCACUGCAAAACCUUUGGGGCGCCGGGGCCUACGGUGAAAUGGUUUACGGAAGACACGUCCCCUGCCCUCGAAAACGACCGGUCCUUCGAGUUCACAAACGGUACCCUGCAGCUGGAGCAAGUCCAGGGCAAGGACGCGGGGAGUUAUCAGUGCUUGGCGAAGAACGACCAGAACGAAGUCUCCAUCACCGCGCGUCUCAUUGUCAAAAGAGCCACCAGGAUUUUGGUGGGGCCUGCCAACAAGAAGAUGAUGAAAGGCACCAGCGUGACCUUCCACUGUGAGGCGUGGUUUGACGACUCCAUACUGAAGCAUGGAAUCAAAUGGCAACUAGAAGGACGGGACAUUAAGGAGUCAGACGACACCGACAAGUAUUUCAUCAGCAAUACCACCCUGACCAUCACCGACUUGGACUACUCUGAUCAAGGGUUGUACAGCUGUGUGGCUUGGACAUCUCUCGACUCUGUGAGGAAGAGCGCCAGGCUGUUGGUGGCUGGCUUGCCCGGUCCGGUGUUGGAUCUGGAAUUGUCAGAGCAGCAGGAACGCCAAGUGAAGUUGACGUGGACGCCGGGAGACGAUCACAACAGUCCUAUCCUGAAAUAUUAUGUGUUGUUUGAGGAGAGCAUCUUCGAUCCCGGCCAGUGGCACACUCUGACCCACGUGCCCGGCAACCAGCCGUGGGCCAAGCUCCGCCUCUCGCCGUAUGGGAAAUACCGCUUCCGCGUGCAGGCGGCCAACUCCUACGGGCGCGGUAAUCAAAGCGAAAGCUCGGAACUUUAUGAGACCAGCCCAGGAGCCCCUGACGUGAAUCCGUCUGGAGUAAAAGGGGAAGGAAAUGAGACCGAUAACAUGAUCAUCACCUGGAAGCCGCUGCCUCCCAUGGACUGGAACGCCCCGAAGGUCAAAUACCACGUGCAGUGGCGCCCGUUGGACGAACCACACUGGAACGAGGUUGAAGUUGCAGGACCCCCGGUGGUGGUGUCGGACACGCCGACCUUCUCCCCCUACCUGAUCAAGGUGCAGUCUCGCAACCAGUUUGGCCACGGACCCGAACCGGACGUCAUCAGGGGCUACUCAGGGGAAGAUGUGCCUGAGGCCACCCCGGAAAAUGUGGGAAUGGAAAUAAUCAACAUCACAACCAUCAACCUGUCCUGGAGUCUGCCUAACGUUGAGAAAAUCUGGGGCCACCUCAAGGGGUUCAAGGCUUAUUACACCUGGCUAAAGCCCAAGGGAGAGCACCGCUGUCCGCAGCCACCCCCCCACGGUCACCACCACCAGGAGAAAUGGGACCAGCUGAUUGACGGGAACGUGUCUCAGACCCUACUGGGGGUUUUCAUGCCCUGGACCCGGUACCAGAUUGAGAUGACUGUGCUCAACGGGAAGGGGGAGGGGCCCUUCAGCGAAGCCAUGGAAGUGACCAUGCCGGAAGGAGUGCCUAGCCCCCCGGAGGCUGUAACCAUGGAACUCCUCCCGAAUAUGACGGUGAGCAUUCAGUGGAGAUGCCCCAAAUACCCCAAUGGGAGAAUACUGAAAUAUGGAUUGAAAUACCAUCUAGCCAAUGAGACGGAAGGGGAUCUCCUCAUCGACAUCCCGGACAGUCAGCAUUCAUACUCCAUCAACGGCCUGGUGCCCAAUGCCGACUACAAAUUCUACUUGUGGGCAGCGACACAGGCGGGGCCGGGGGAGCCCUACGUCCUCGAGGGGAGUACAGUUCCAGAGUCAGUGCUGCUUUCCUUUGAGAACAUCACCAUUGCUGAAGUGGGGGAGAACUUCACCGUCAUCAGGUGGAUUCCACACACCAAACGACGCGACAUCGAGUUUUCAGUCCUUAUUAUGGACAAGACCGACGGAGAAAAGUGGCAAGACUUAGGGAAGGCGAGCUCUAGCACAGGCUUCUACAUUAUCUCGGACCUGCAGUCGGGGAAACAGUAUCGUAUCCAGUUUGUGAAAGAGCACCGUAACGGGACCAGCGAAACCUUCUGGGAGGAAGAGGUGGAAACCGACGGCAACGUCCACGAGAGUCGGAAGGGCUUCGCCACGGAAGGUUGGUUCAUCGGCUUUGUCAGCGCGAUCGUCCUCCUGAUCCUGGUGCUGGUCCUGCUCUGCUUCAUCAAACGCAGCAAGGGUGGCAAGUACUCGGUUAAGGACAAGGAAGACACGCAGGUGGACUCUGAGGCCAGGCCCAUGAAGGACGAGACCUUUGGGGAAUACAGCGAUAACGAAGAGAAGCCCUUCACGAGCAGCCAGCCCUCUUUGAAUGGCGACAUCAAAGCCCUCGGAAGCGACGACAGCUUGGCGGACUAUGGCGGAAGCGUGGACGUCCAGUUCAAUGAGGACGGCUCUUUCAUCGGCCAGUACAGUGGUCAGAAAGGCAAAGAAGGAGGAGGAAACGACAGCUCGGGCGCUACCAGCCCCACUAACGUGGUUGCUGCCCUGGAGUAAGAGGGGGCGUUUCCCAAAGGAUGCCCCCCCAAUCCUGGGGGGAAGAGGGUUUCCCUCUGGAUUAUUUGGGGGAGCAAAGAGGUACCCCCUCACCAAUGGAAACAAAACAAUUUCCUCAUUCAAAAAUUAUCUCCCUUAAAUGGAA
Molecule: messenger RNA, 4087 nt
Organism: Euleptes europaea (tarantolino)
Lineage: Eukaryota; Metazoa; Chordata; Lepidosauria; Squamata; Sphaerodactylidae
Gene: L1CAM
Product: L1 cell adhesion molecule
Exons: 27
Coding region: 1-3942 (1313 amino acids)
Biological process (GO): cell-cell adhesion
Molecular function (GO): protein binding
Source: RefSeq, a predicted model, not a curated record